Aphis gossypii (cotton aphid) is the source of this 1849-nucleotide messenger RNA. Its product is annotated as NAD(+) hydrolase sarm1-like. Lineage: Eukaryota; Metazoa; Arthropoda; Insecta; Hemiptera; Aphididae. The record is from RefSeq and is a predicted model, not a curated record. The coding region runs from base 264 to 1241 and encodes 325 amino acids. Gene Ontology annotation, molecular function: NAD+ nucleosidase activity; signaling adaptor activity; protein binding. The transcript has 6 exons. Gene Ontology annotation, biological process: response to axon injury; signal transduction; negative regulation of MyD88-independent toll-like receptor signaling pathway. Gene Ontology annotation, cellular component: dendrite.
GUGUAACGAUCAGAUGAGUUUUCGAGAUCAUUGGCAUUAAAAGAUUAUCAUUUUUAUAUUUAUAUAUUUAAAUAAAAUUAUUACAUUUUUUUUUUUUAGUUGCUUGUUUAUUAUUUUUUACUAAGUAUUUAAUAGUAGUGAGUUUUAAAUUUAUUAAAAGUAUAAUUUUUUUUUAUGUAGUUGGUGAGUGAACGAAAACAAUUACUGUUAAUACUCAUAAUACUAGAGCGUAAGCAAAUAACGUUAUCAAACCUCUGAAGAAUAUGGCAAGUUGCGACACAGUGUCCAUGAUGACGUCUCAACCACAUAAAUUGAUCAGCAAAGAAUUUUCUUACGAGUUCAACAAAAAUGUCCCCCAGUGGUCAGUGAUGGACGUCAGUAACUGGUUCAAACAAAUAGGAUUUAGUGAAUUAAGUUAUUCAAUCAGAUUUUUGGAAAAUCAAAUUGAUGGCGAUCUGUUAUUGCGAUUAACCGAAGAUGAAUUGAGAUACGAUUUAGGAAUACACAACGAAGUAAUGAAGAAAAGAAUUAUGAGGGAACUUAACAAUUUAAAACAAUCAGCCGAUUACAGUUGUAUUGACUCAACAGGCUUAAAUUCGUUCUUAAAAUCAGUCAAUCCGGAAUAUUCUAUGUACACAUAUUCCAUGUUGAGCGCUGGAAUCAAUACGGAUACAAUGAGGUUUAUAACUGAGGACCAACUUCAAAAUGUUUGCGGAAUUUCAAACGACACUCACAGACAUUGUAUAAUAAAUUCAAUCAAAAAAAUGCCAGCAUACGUAGAAAACAUGGAUAAACCUUACGAUGCUUUUAUCAGUUAUAAACGAUCUACUAGUUCUGUGCUGGCUAGUUUGCUUAAAGUAUACUUGGAAAUUCGAGGUUACAAAGUGUUCAUCGACGUGAAACGAUCAAAUGAUGCCAAGUAUCGGAAUAACGUAUUGCAGACCGUAAAACAGUCAAAAAACUUUAUUACUGUGUUGAUGCCAGAUUCAUUAGAUACACAUUUGAUGGUUUCAUUAAACGAGGAUAUCGAGUUUAUAGAUAAUUAUAUGAUUAGAAAGGAGAUCGCGACCGCGAAACAAAGCCGGUGCAAUAUAAUACCAGUAUUGAACAAUUUCUCUUGGUCUUCGUUUGCACAGUUACCAGAUGACUUGAAAAACUUGAACGCGUACAACUCGAUAAGCUGGGUGCACGAAUAUCAGGAUGCGUGCGUGAACAAGUUGGUGAAGUUCAUGAUCAAAUGAUAGUUACACACACUCUUUACUUUCGAUAUUUAUAUCUUAACUGUAUCGAAAACAAACUAAUAUUUAUACCUAAAUUAUAUUGGAAACAUAUUAAUAUCUAUAUAUAUCGAAGCUGUAUUUAAAACCAACUAAUAUUUAUAUUAUUACCUAACACUUAUUUGCGUUUCAAUUUAUUUAAUAUUGUCAUCAUAAUUUGUGAGUAAUUUACUUAUCAUUAUCAUUUUUUUUUUUUUUUUAUUGUUAACCAAUAUUCUAACUAUUAUAAUGCGAAUAUUUAAUAUAUUAAUUAAAAUUAAGUGUAUACUUAUAUACUAGCUGAUCCCACACGGCGUUGCCUGUGACAAAUUAAAUAAUGUCAUUAAAUUAACUCUGUCUUAAAAUUAUAUACAAUUAAAGCUGACCCCGUGCACUUCGUUGCCCGUUAAAUAUUCCAACUCUAUAAUAUUAUUUAAACUUUGUUUAAUUUUUUUUAUUUAAUAUUCGGUUUAAUGGUGUUCAAAAUUUAAACAUUUGCAUUGAAUAUUUUGAAUCUCAAAAAAUUGUGCAAGCGCCGCUUUAAAAUGCGAAUUUUGUAAAAUACUUUCUUAUUGCGUUUUUAUUCAAGUAUU